Messenger RNA from Saccostrea cuccullata (small rock oyster), 894 nucleotides. RefSeq lists its product as uncharacterized. The record is from RefSeq and is a predicted model, not a curated record. The transcript has a single exon. Bases 1 to 894 code for a protein of 297 amino acids. NCBI's taxonomy places the organism in Eukaryota, Metazoa, Mollusca, Bivalvia, Ostreida, Ostreidae.
AUGGUGAACGGCAGAUACAAGAAGUCUGUAUGUGAUGUAAAAGUUCUGCGUGGUGCAGAUGUCAAUUCAGUUCACCAUCUAGUACUGGCUAAAGUAAAGAUGAAGCUCUGCAGAAACCUAAAACCAAAGGAAAGCAACAGGAAGAUGUAUGGUGUCAACAAAUUGAAAGAUCCAAAAAUAAGCAAAGGAUUCCAAAUUGAACCAAGGAAUAGGUUUCAGCAACUGGUCGAUGACGAAAACACAAUUAAUGAAAAAUGGACUCUUGUAAAAGAAUCUUAUAAUGAAACAACAGACAGAAAAGAUCCUGGGCCAGAAAAAAAGGAAGCACAAAGACUGGCUAACUGCAGAAACUUACAGAGCCAUAGAUAUAAGGAGAAAACUAAAGGAAGAAAUAGAAGAUCAAAUUUGGAGAGAGUAAAGGAAAUUAAGAGAGAAGAAUAUAAGACCAAAGACAAAGCAGUGAAAAGAAGCGCAAGAGGUGAUAAAAGGAAAAAUUUGGAAGAUGUAGCUAACCAAGCAGAGAAUGCAGCAAAUACAAACCGUUUGAAUAAAGUUUACCAACUGACCAAGCAGCUUUGUGGGAGAAGAAGAAACAGGACAAGUGGCAUAAGGUCCAAGAAUGGUGAUCUAAUCUUUGAGGAUGGAAAAAUAUUGGAGAGAUGGAAAGAGCAUUUUGGAGAGGUCCCAAACGUCCCAACAGAAACAAUGGAUUUACGCGAAGGAUGCAUCAUCCACGAGAAUGAAAUUAAAGAAAUUGACACAACACCAAUUAGAGAGGAGGAGGUUGAAAAAGCAAUCCAAAAAGUGAAGAGGGGAAAGAGUCCUGGCAUAGAUAACAUCAAUGCGGAGCUAUUAAAGGAGAGCGUAUCAUAUUCAACAGCAGAGCUAACAUAG